AGCCGGGGGCAAAGCAUCCUGGCUUGGGCCUCGGGCGCCGCCGCCACUGCCGUCGGGGGAGGUCCCAGCGCGGACAUGUCCUCGCGCGGCGCCCUCCCGGGCUCGAGCCCCCGGCACCCGGCGCAAUAGUCCCGCGCAGAGGCGGCUGGACGGCGCGGACGGCCAGGCAGGCGGCAUGGAAGAGGCACACCUGCUCCCGGCUGCCGACGUGCUGCGCCGCUUCUCGGUGACAGCCGAGGGUGGCCUCAGCCCGGAGCAGGUGACCAGAGCGCGGGAGCGCUACGGCCCCAACGAGCUCCCGACUGAGGAAGGGAAGCCCCUGUGGGAACUGGUGCUGGAGCAGUUUGAUGACCUCCUGGUGCGCAUCCUGCUGCUGGCCGCCCUCGUCUCCUUUAUCCUGGCCUGGUUCGAGGAGGGUGAGGAGACCACGACAGCCUUCGUGGAGCCCUUGGUCAUCGUGCUGAUCCUCGUGGCCAAUGCAGUCGUGGGCGUGUGGCAGGAACGCAAUGCUGAGAGUGCCAUUGAGGCCUUGAAGGAGUACGAGCCUGAGAUGGGCAAGGUGAUCCGCUCAGACCGAAAAGGCGUGCAGAGGAUCCGUGCCCGGGACAUCGUGCCUGGGGAUAUUGUGGAAGUGGCAGUGGGAGACAAAGUGCCCGCUGACCUCCGUCUCAUCGAGAUCAAGUCUACCACGUUACGAGUGGACCAGUCCAUCCUGACGGGUGAAUCUGUGUCUGUGACCAAGCACAAGGAUGCCAUUCCGGAUCCCAGAGCUGUGAACCAAGACAAGAAGAACAUGCUAUUUUCCGGCACCAAUAUUGCAUCUGGCAAAGCAGUGGGUGUGGCAGUGGCCACAGGUCUGCACACGGAGCUUGGCAAGAUCCGGAGCCAGAUGGCAGCUGUGGAGCCUGAGCGGACGCCGCUACAGCGCAAGAUGGAUGAGUUUGGGCGCCAGCUGUCCCAUGCCAUCUCCGUGAUCUGCGUGGCUGUGUGGGUCAUCAAUAUUGGCCACUUUGCUGACCCAGCCCAUGGGGGCUCCUGGCUCCGAGGUGCCAUCUACUACUUUAAGAUUGCGGUGGCCCUGGCAGUGGCUGCUAUUCCCGAGGGCCUCCCAGCAGUCAUCACUACAUGCCUGGCGCUGGGCACACGGCGCAUGGCGCGCAAGAAUGCCAUUGUGCGGAGCCUGCCCUCUGUGGAGACCCUGGGCUGCACUUCUGUCAUCUGCUCUGACAAGACGGGAACACUCACCACCAACCAGAUGUCUGUCUGUAGGAUGUUCGUGGUAGCUGAAGUGGAAGCAGGCUCCUGUCGAUUGCACGAAUUCACCAUCUCGGGUACCACCUAUGCCCCAGAAGGCGAAGUGCUGCAGGGGGAGCAGCCUGUGCGCUGCGGGCAGUUCGAUGGGCUGGUGGAGCUGGCGACCAUCUGUGCCCUGUGCAACGACUCCGCUCUGGACUACAACGAGGCCAAGGGUGUCUAUGAGAAGGUGGGCGAGGCCACGGAGACAGCACUGACUUGCCUGGUGGAGAAGAUGAAUGUGUUUGACGUGGACCUGCAGGCUCUCUCCCGGGUGGAGCGAGCCGGUGCCUGCAAUGCGGUCAUCAAGCAACUCAUGAAGAAGGACUUCACCCUCGAGUUCUCCCGGGACCGGAAGUCCAUGUCGGUGUACUGCACACCCACCCGUUCUGACCCCAAGACCCAGGGCAGCAAGAUGUUUGUGAAGGGGGCUCCCGAGAGUGUGCUGGAACGCUGCAGCUCAGUUCGUGUGGGGAGCCGCACGGCUCCCCUGAACACCGCCUCCAGGGAGCAGAUCCUGGCAAAGAUCCGAGACUGGGGCUCGGGCUCAGAUACGUUGCGCUGCCUGGCACUGGCCACCCAGGACGCCCCUCCAAGGAAGGAGGACAUGCAGCUGGAUGACUGCAGCAAGUUUGCCCAGUACGAGACAGACCUGACCUUCGUGGGCUGUGUGGGAAUGCUGGACCCACCCCGGCCUGAAGUGGCUGCCUGCAUCACACGCUGCCACCGGGCGGGCAUUCGUGUGGUCAUGAUCACAGGGGACAACAAAGGCACAGCUGUGGCCAUCUGCCGCCGGCUUGGCAUCUUCGAGGAGUCGGAGGAUGUGGUGGGCAAGGCCUACACGGGCCGCGAAUUCGACGAUCUUAGCCCUGAACAGCAGCGCCAUGCCUGUCGCACUGCCUGCUGCUUCGCCCGCGUGGAGCCCGCACACAAGUCCCGAAUCGUGGAGUACCUGCAGUCCUUUAACGAGAUCACUGCUAUGACUGGCGAUGGGGUGAAUGAUGCACCAGCUCUGAAGAAAGCAGAGAUUGGCAUUGCCAUGGGCUCAGGCACGGCGGUGGCCAAGUCAGCGGCAGAGAUGGUACUGUCCGAUGACAACUUUGCCUCCAUUGUGGCUGCGGUAGAAGAGGGCCGGGCUAUCUACAACAACAUGAAGCAAUUCAUCCGCUACCUCAUCUCAUCAAAUGUCGGCGAGGUGGUCUGCAUCUUCCUCACGGCAAUUCUGGGCCUGCCUGAAGCCCUGAUCCCCGUGCAGCUGCUCUGGGUGAACCUGGUGACAGACGGCUUACCUGCCACUGCCCUUGGCUUCAACCCUCCAGACCUGGACAUCAUGCAAAAGCUGCCCCGGAAUCCUCAUGAGGCUCUUAUCAGUGGCUGGCUCUUUUUCCGGUAUCUGGCUAUUGGAGUGUACGUGGGCCUGGCCACAGUGGCUGCUGCCACCUGGUGGUUCCUGUAUGAUGCCGAGGGACCACACGUCACCUUCUACCAGCUGAGGAACUUUCUGAAGUGCUCUGAAGACAACCCACUCUUUGCUGGAAUCGACUGUGAGGUCUUCGAGUCCCGCUUCCCCACAACCAUGGCCUUAUCUGUGCUCGUGACCAUCGAAAUGUGCAACGCCCUCAACAGUGUCUCGGAGAACCAGUCGCUGCUGCGGAUGCCGCCCUGGCUGAACCCCUGGCUGCUGGCCGCUGUGGCCAUGUCCAUGGUCCUGCACUUCCUCAUCCUGCUCGUACCGCCCCUGCCUCUCAUUUUCCAGGUGACUCCACUGAGUGGGCGCCAGUGGGUGGUGGUGCUCCAGAUAUCCCUGCCCGUUAUCCUGCUUGAUGAGGUCCUCAAGUACUUGUCUCGCCAUCACAUGGACGGCAUUCUCCUGACAGUCCUGCAGGCCUGGAGUAGGCAGCCGCUGACUACCGCUCGGACCCCAGACCACACCGGGUUGGCCUCUUUGGUGUCAUCUCGUGGAAAAAAGGGACCCGAAGUGAAUGCUGGGAACCGAGCGGAGCCUCCAGUGACAACCUCAGACUGAUGGUGCCCAAGCUUUGCCUUCACUUCCCUCCCCUGCCACUGAGCCCACCCACCUGCCACCAGACCCUGCCUGAGGCCAAGACAGCCACUCCAAGGCCCAGGCCCAGGCUGCAGGUCCACCCUGAGGCCCAGGCCCAGGCUGCGGGUCCCUGUCCCCACAUCUGUCUGAGCUGGAGGCUCGGUAGUCUGUCUCUCUUGGACCCUCCUGGGAAGUUCUGGCUGGGGCUUCUAAGAAGCCAGAGCUGGCACAGAUCACAAGAGGUGGAAUCCCUUCCCGGGGAAUCCUGGAGAUGCUCCCCUUGCUAGAGGAUGGGUAUUUACUUGGUGACCAGGACCUCCACACUGACAGAGGAUUCCUGGGGCCCUUGGGACUGACUCUGACUUCUUAAUGCCUAGCCUGGAACCUGAUUGGCCCAGAGAGGGAGGCCCAAGGGGCCAUCUGGGCCCAGCUGUGGACAGAAAGGCCGGCAGCCCCCUUCACUCGGCUGUCCCCUCCUGAGAGCUGGAGCCUGUCUCCAGGCAUCAGGGGGUUGAAGGGCAGGGAGGACACAAGGUGCUGGGAGAAGGGGCUGGCAAGGACCCUCUUUCCCAGGAGACACUGGGCCACCUGACCCAGCUUGGCUUACUUCUCCAACUCAGGUUUCCCUAUCCUAAGCAAGCAGCUUAGGGUUGCCUGGUCUGCCAAGAGAAGGAACCUGUUUAUGUCCCUGGGCACCCACGGGUGCCUGACCAUUGUGCCCUCCUGAGUGACCAUUCUGGCACAGCUCGGUGAUGCUGAGUCUCCUACACUCUUGGCGUCCCUCUUUGUCCAUCCCUCCUACUCACACACCCAUGAGCUAGCAGGAUAUCAGGAAGGAUAAUUACUUGGGACUCUUGCAGUCCCUCAGGGCUGGAGGAAUUCAGCACAUCUGUGAGUCUGUGUCAAGUGGUAGAAGACAACACUGGAUGGACGGGUUUUUCUAAUAACUCUACUUUUGCUCCUUUAGCAAAAACCAGCUAGCUGUAGCAAAGAACAGUGUCUGUCUCCACCCCUCCUUGAGAGUGCACAAAGUGAUUAUUUUAUAUGUGAAUCAAGAUUCACAUCCUUGUGCUAGUCCCCAGAAUCACAAGCCCCUUCAGCUGGUCUUGCAGACAAAUGGGGUCACCCUUGCAGAGCUCCUUACCCCACGGCCUCCUCCUUCCCCUCUCUCUCUCGAGUUCUGGAAGGGCCAUGAAAGAAACCAAGUCGGGAGAGUCAUGCCUGUGGCAGGGCCCUGCACCCACCUGCUGACAUACCUGCCAUUUUGUAGAGAAAUAAAGACUGUGUGUAUGGGGCA
Molecule: messenger RNA, 4634 nt
Organism: Octodon degus (degu)
Lineage: Eukaryota; Metazoa; Chordata; Mammalia; Rodentia; Octodontidae
Gene: Atp2a3
Product: ATPase sarcoplasmic/endoplasmic reticulum Ca2+ transporting 3
Exons: 22
Coding region: 176-3319 (1047 amino acids)
Biological process (GO): intracellular calcium ion homeostasis; calcium ion transmembrane transport
Cellular component (GO): membrane
Molecular function (GO): P-type calcium transporter activity; ATP hydrolysis activity; ATP binding
Source: RefSeq, a predicted model, not a curated record